Messenger RNA from Microthlaspi erraticum, 1254 nucleotides. The record is from the annotation of a GenBank genome assembly. NCBI's taxonomy places the organism in Eukaryota, Viridiplantae, Streptophyta, Magnoliopsida, Brassicales, Brassicaceae.
AUGGAUUUCAUGAGAGAUGGCGCUGAAGAGAAUCUAGAGGAAGUCAACUACAUUGGAGGAAACUAUGGGAAUAGAGGAUUCAAUCCACCAUUUCGCGCGCAUCCAAACCUAUCAUACCGGAGCAACAAUGUGGAGAAUCCAAAUGACCAAGUCUACCCCAAUCAAGGAGCGUAUCAAGGAGGCCAAUACCAAUCCAAGCCACAACAAGUCUAUCCAAGAGGGAUGUACCAAGUGAAGCAACCAUUCACUUUUUCUCAAGAAACAAAUCCAACCCAAACCGGAGAGAAGGUUGACGUGGCCUUGAAGAAAUACAUGGAGGAGCAGAGAUUGAUCACCAAGAACCUAUAUGAGAAGCUUGAUCACAUGUUUGGUGAUCUAAGCAGCAAGUUUGGGUCUCUCUCUACUCACGUUCAAAAGCUUGAGGUGCAAAUCGCUCAAACAGCCGAGGCGGCCAAGAAACAAAAUGAGGUAAACACUCAAAAAUUUUGUAGUGUUGUCUCAUCUAUAGAUGGCACAAUUGUUCCUACACUAUCUCAAGGGGAAGAAGAAGAAAAUGAGCCUAAGGAGAGGCACAAACCGGAGAGAUACAGUUGGGAAUCAAGAAGAGCUUACAAGAGAAGACUUGAAGGCAAGCCACUACAAAAACAAGAAGAUCCGGGGAAGUUUGUGAUAACUUCAAGUAUCAAUGGCAUUCAACUCCACGAUUGCCUAUGUGAUACUGGUGCUAAUGUUAAUCUAAUGUCUCUUGCACUUGCAAAAGAUUUGGGAUUCAAGGAAUUCAAGAGCCCCAAGAUAAGAGUCGAGUUCGCGGACCUAUCGUGCAUGGAACCUUAUGGAAUGCUUGAAGAUGUCAUGAUGGAAAUAGGGGGUCGAUCGGUCCCAACUGACUUUCAAGUCAUGAUUUGGGAAGGCUCAAAGAGGAAUCAACUGAUUCUUGGAACCCCAUUCCUUGCUACAGCUGGAGCGGUCCUAAACUACUUUGGGAAUCAUCUAUCUUUUGGCCACAUCCGGCAAGAUAUCUUUUUCCCAAGUGUAAAUUUCAGAAUCUUUACACCAAAAGAUUCGGAGCUUAAAGGUGACCAAUCCAUUGAAGAGAAGCUUGAGAGAACUAUGAAGCUUUUCCCCAAGGCAUUGGUUUUCAAAGAUGAUGUGAGAGAUGACUAUGGCGCAAAACCACUACAAGAAGCCACUGAACCGGAGAAUGGAGAAGCUAAAGGGAUCCUUUGCCCUUCAGCCACUCUUCACCACGAUUGA